Messenger RNA from Cutaneotrichosporon cavernicola, 4497 nucleotides. RefSeq lists its product as uncharacterized. Gene Ontology annotation, cellular component: nucleolus; small-subunit processome. NCBI's taxonomy places the organism in Eukaryota, Fungi, Basidiomycota, Tremellomycetes, Trichosporonales, Trichosporonaceae. Gene Ontology annotation, molecular function: protein binding; RNA binding. The record is from RefSeq and is a predicted model, not a curated record. The transcript is spliced from 3 exons. Bases 1 to 4497 code for a protein of 1498 amino acids. Gene Ontology annotation, biological process: rRNA processing.
AUGGGACCACCAAAAACAAGCAAGAAGCGGGCAGCCGACAGCCCCGCCGGCAACGCCAAGAAGGCUCGUACCGAUGUGCCGGCGCCGCGCGCCGCUCCGGCCUUCACUUCGGCGUUGCAGGCGGAAGAGGUCGACUUUCCGCGCGGGGGCGGGACGACUCUGACGCCCCUCGAGGUCAAGCAGGUGCGGGCGGAGGGGCGAGCCGAGGCCGACGCCGAGAGCGGUAAGCCCAAGCCCCGCAAGAUUUCGGAACGUCACGCCAAGCGCCUCAAGAAGGUCAGUGGCGCUAGCGAUGCCGCACGCAUCGAGCGCGACAAGGAUACCAUCCGAGUCGAGGAGCUCUCCUACAAGCGCCUGGUGCAGGGCACGCUUGUUCUUGGACGCGUACACACUGUUCUUCCCCUGCACCUGGUCGUGAGCUUGCCCAACAACUUGCUUGCACAUGUUCCGAUUACCGAGGUUUCGAACACGCUUACCGCCGCGCUCAACAAGGAGAUGAAUGCCGAGGACGAGGAUGUCGAGAUGGACGACGAGGAGGAUGAGGGCGGCGCGCCCGAACUACCCGAGAUGUUCGUGCCGGGACAGUAUGUUGCUGCCAAGGUGCUCAACGCUUUCCCGACUGCUAGCCAGGCGUUUGUCGCCCAGUACCCCGUUUCCGAGACGACUAGGCUCGCAGCACGCAUUGAGCUCACCCUCAUCCCCGAGAAGAUCAACAACGAGGUCGCAAAGCCCGACCUCACCGAUGGGUUCCGCAUCACUGGCGAGGUCCUCAGCAAGGAGGACAAGGGAUACCGUGUCGGCCUGGGUCUUGGCGAAGCCGCACCGGGCGUCGAAGGCUUCAUCAGCAACGACGAGGUGGAGGGCGAACUCAUUCCGGGACAGCUCCUUCCCUCGAUUGUGAAGAAGGCGACGGCUGGCGGGCGCGUUCUUCAGCUCAGCACCGACCCGCAGACGCUGAUCCACUCGUGCCUCACCGAGGUGUCCAACAUCGGCUCGCUGCUGCCUGGCUCGCUCGUGAGCUCCCUCAUCACGGCCGUCGUUCCCUCAGGCCUCAAUGUCAAGAUCUGUGGAUUCUACGACGGGACCAUCGACCUCGCCCACCUCAGCCUGGGGGAGGACGAGAUCGACAGCCGCUUCAAAAUCGGCAAGAAGCUCAAGGCGCGUAUCCUGUACGACACUGUCGCUGCCGGCGAGCGGCGCUUCGCCCUCUCGGUGCUCCCCCACAUCUUCAACCUCUCGUCGCCGCUCACUGCCAACAAAGUGGCGCUCGAGGAGGCCGUGCCCAUCGGCAAGACGCUUGCGAGCGUCAAGAUCACGCGCGUCAUCCCAGAUUGGGGUGUUGUCGCGCGCACCGACGACGGCGUCGAGGGUUUCUGCCACAUCUCUCACCUCACCGACGAGCGACUCGCCUCUCUGUCCCACAGCACAGUCCAGUUCAAGGCCGGCACGUACCACCGUGCGCGCGUGAUUGGGCACUCUCCGCUCGACGGCGUGCUGCUCCUCAGUUUUGAGCCGCGCGUCCUCUCACAGGUGUUUAUGGACGUCGGCGAGCUCCAGGUCGGCCAGGUGCUCAAGGGCACCGUCAAGCGACUGAGCGACAAGGGCUUGUUUGUGAAUGUGCAGGGGAGCGUCGACGGCGUCGUCUGGCCCCUCCACUACGCCGACAUCCGCCUCAAGCACCCCGAGAAGCGCUUCAAGCCCGGCACAAGCGUCAAGGCGCGCGUGUGGGCCCUCGAGCCGGCACGCAACCGCGUCGUCCUGACUCUCAAGAAGAGCCUCGUCGAUUCCGACCUCCCCGCACCCAAGACGUUUGAGGACGUCACUGCUGGCGAGAUCACGCCUGCCGUCGUGUCCAAGCUCCUCGACAAGGGUUGUAUCGUCGACCUGUUUGGCGGGCUGCGCGCGUUCGUACCCCAGUCCGAGGCGGCGCAGGGCUUUGUUGCCAACCUCGCCGACAUCUUCUACGUUGGCAAGCCCGUCACCGUCCGCAUCACCAACAUCGAUGCCGACGCUGGCAAGCUCGUCGCUUCGGUGCGCCAGGCGCUCCCAACCGCCGUGGCUGCCGAGAAGCUCGAGGUCGGGGCGGCUGUCAAGGGUGUCGUCGCCCAGAUCCACGCCGAGCAGGUCGUCGUCUCGCUCGUCCCGUCGCAGCUCACUGCGCUGCUCUCGCUCGCCAACCUCUCCAACCACAGAGGCAUGGGUGUCGACGAGCUCCGCCGCACCCUCAAGACUGGGGAGAAGCUUGACGACCUUGUCGUCGUCUCGAAGAACGAGAAGAGCGGUCUCCUGAUCGUCGCCAACAAGCGCGAGCAGAAGGUACCCUCUGGCGUCUCGGCCGCCGCGCGCUCCUUUGACGACCUGCAGGUCGGCGAUGUCGUGCCCGGCCGCGUGGUCGGUAAGACGCCCGCCGGCGCAAUGCUCCGCAUCGGCAAGCACAUCCGCGGCCGCGUGCACCCAUGCGACGAGGCCGACGACCUCUCCAACGCUUCCGGUACCGGUGCCCUCCGCGUUGACGACAACGUGCUGUGCGCGAUCCUGGCCGUUGACACCGGCGCGCGCACCGUCGACCUGUCGACACGCAAGAGCCGCGUCAACCCCGACUUGAAGGUCAAGGUCGCCGACCCCGAGAUCACCUCCUUCGGUGACCUGAAGGACGGCCAGGCUGUUCGGGGCCUCGUGCGCUCCAUCACCCCUGCCGGCCUCUUCGUCAGCCUGGGACGUAACAUCACCGCCCGCGUCAUGAUCAAGGAGCUCUUUGACGAUUUCGUCAAGGACUGGAAACCGCGGUUCGAGAUCAACCAGCUUGUUUCGGGCAAGAUUUUGACUGUGACAGACGACCGGGCCGAGAUGACCCUCCGCACCAAGCCUCGCAAGGCUGAGAAGGCGGGCAAGCUCCGGAUUUCCGACUUUAGCGAGGGCCAGAAGGUCACCGCUACCGUUAAGAAGGUCGAGACGUAUGGCCUCUUCCUGCGGAUUGACGGGUCGGACGUUAGCGGGUUGUGCCACAAGAGCGAAAUUGCGGAUAAUAAGAAGACGGACGUUGCGGCCGCGCUCAAGGGGUUCCGCGAAGGUGAUGCUGUGCGCGCUGUCAUUGUUUCAGUCGACAAGGAGAAGGGACGCGUCAACUUUAGCAUCAAGGCUAGCCACUUUGCCGACGAGUUUGGGGAGAAGGAGGAGGAGGGGGAGGAUGAGGAGGAUGAGGCGAUGGAUGAGGAUGCGGAGGGUGGCGAGGACGAGGAGGACGAGGACGAGGACGAGGACGGGGACGGCUCCGACAAGGAGGACGAGGACGAGGAGGAUGCCGAUUCCGACGCCGAGCUCGGCCUCAUGGACAGCGACGACGAUGACGUCGUGCGCCUCGAAGGCGACGAUGAGGACGCCGAGGACGAGGAGGAGAUCGACACCGCGCCCGCCGGCUCUUCCAUGGCGCAGAAGAAGAUCUCCACCGCCGGACCCAUGACUGUCGGCGGCUUUGACUGGGCCGGCAAAGUCGACGACGCAGACUCUGACUCUGACUCUGAGUCGUCGUCCGAGGUCGCGGCCGCCGCCCCCAAGAAGAAGGGCAAGGGCAAGAUCGACCUGACGGCGGACGCGGCGUCUGCCCGCCCCCAGUCCGAGUCCGAGUUUGAGCGUGCUCUCCUUGCAUCCCCGAACAGCUCGUACCUCUGGAUCCAGUACAUGUCGUUCCUUCUCUCUCUGCACGAGGUCGACCGUGCCCGUUCGCUUGGCCGGCGCGCGCUCGACCGCAUCGCCUUCCGCGAGGAGGGCGAGAAGCUCAACGUGUGGAUGGCGCUCGUCAACCUCGAACUGGGCUUCGGCACCCCCGAGAGCGCAGACAAGGUCUUCCGCGAAGCGGUGCAAUUCAACGACGGCCGCGCAGUCUUCACUCGCUACAUUGACGCCUUAAUCGCGGCGGGCAAGGACGCCUCUCUAAUCGAAGCAACCUUUAACAAGAUGCUCAAGAAAUACUCGGCCUUUCCCGAGACGUGGGCGCGCUUCGCCGAGUUCUACUACACGACCAACGUGGACAAGGCGCGUUCCCUCCUCCCGCGCGCCCUCCAGUCUCUUGCCAAGUCUGAACACAUUGACGCGACCAAGCGCUUCGCAUUGCUCGAGUACAAGUCGGGCUCGGCUGAGCGCGGCAAGACCCUGUUUGAGGGUAUCCUCGACCGCCACCCGCGCCGAUUGGACGUGUGGAACGUGUACGUCGACGCAGCGGGCCGGGCGGGGGAUAUGGCCACUGUUCGGGCUCUGGUCGACCGCGCCUUGGGGAGUAAGAUGAACGCAAAGAGGGCAAAGUUCGUCUUCAAGAAGUGGCUGGCGCUCGAGUCUAGGGCUGGCGAUAAGGCUGGUAUGGACAAGGCCAAGGCGCGCGCUAGGGAGUGGGUCGCGGAGAACGCAAAGGUCGAGUCGGGGAGUGAGGAGAGUGGGAGUGAGAAGAGUGGGAGUGAGGGGGAGAGCGAGGACGAGGACGAGGACGAGAGCGACGACGAGUAG